Molecule: messenger RNA, 1332 nt
Organism: Kalmanozyma brasiliensis GHG001
Lineage: Eukaryota; Fungi; Basidiomycota; Ustilaginomycetes; Ustilaginales
Product: Acyl-CoA dehydrogenase/oxidase, N-terminal
Exons: 1
Coding region: 1-1332 (443 amino acids)
Molecular function (GO): oxidoreductase activity, acting on the CH-CH group of donors; flavin adenine dinucleotide binding
Source: RefSeq, a predicted model, not a curated record
AUGUCGCAGAUCAAGCUCACCAAGCCCACCGUGCCCUUCUCGGAGGCGCCCUGGAUUCAGGGCUUGCCCUCCUCGAUCUUCACUUCGCCCUCGCACGUGCAGCUGCGCGAGUGGGCGCGCAAUUUCACGGACGAGGUCAUCGUCAAAAUCGGCGCCAAGUACGUCGAAGCCGGCCGCAUCACCGAUGACGAGGCUUAUCAGCGUUGUGCCAAGGACGGUGUUCUCUUUGCCUUCGCCACAGGUGUCCAUGUCGAUCCCAAGAUCGCCAAGAUUGCGGAGCGCGCGGGCGUGUCCCUGCCAGCCGGGAUCAAGAUGGACGAGUGGAGCAACAUCCACGACUACAUUAUCUGGGACGAACUCAACCGCGCCGCUAGCGCUGUGAUGAUGGGUCUUCUGGGUGGCUUGACCUACGGAACGGGUCCCCUUAUGCACUUUUGUAGCGACGAGCAGAAGGAGCGCUGGCUGCCCGAGAUCUUCUCGGGCAAGAAGCGAAUUUGUCUCGCCAUCACCGAGCCCCUCGCAGGAAGCAAUGUCGCCAACCUCAGCACCGAGGCCAAGCUCAUCGAGGAGAACGGCAAGAAAUACUACCUCGUCAACGGAAGCAAGAAGUGGAUCACCAACGGCAUCUACUCGGACUACUUCACCACUGCUGUCCGCACGUCCGGAAAGGCAGGCGACUCCUCGGGCAUCUCGCUGCUCCUGAUCCCCAAGGGUCCCGGCGUGACCACCAAGCAGAUGAAGAUGCUUCCCGGCGGCGCCUCCGGCACCACCAUUGUUGAGUUCGACGACGUCAAGGUGCCCGUCGAGAACCUGAUCGGCAAAGAGGGCGACGGCCUUCGGCUCGUCUUCUUUAACUUCAAUCAUGAGAGGAUGACCAUCGCGUUCACGGCCCUUCGUCUUUCCAGGGUGUGUCUCGAGGAUGCCAUUGCCCAUACUCGUCGUCGCGAGGUGUUUGGCAAGAAGCUGAUCGAGCAGCCGGUGGUGCGCUACAAGAUCGGCCACAUGGCGCGCGAAGUGGAAGCCCUGCAGGCGUGGGUGGAAAGCAUUGUUUUCCAACAAAUGAACCUGACCAUCCCACAAUCGAAUUUGUUGACCGGCGGAACCUGCGCGUUGCUCAAGGCGCAUGCGGGGAUCGUCCUGGACCACGUUGUUAGGGAGUCGCUCCAUCUGUUGGGAGGAAUGGGACUGACCGUCGGCGGAACCGGAGAGAGAAUCGAACGCAUCUACAGGGAGGUCAAGGGCAUGACCAUCCCAGGUGGAAGCGAAGACGUCAUGCUCGACCUGGGCGUCAGACAGCAGUUGAAGCUCGUCGGUCCUCAGAGCAAGUUCUGA